AUGGUAAUCAAGCCACUAAGAAUGCCUGAAGCUGGCAUUGACGACAAUAUGUUAUCCAUUGCCCUGGAACUAGAGGCAGCGUCGCUUUUCUGCCGGCAUUUGUCAGUUGAUUCUACUGCAGAUCAGAAGUGUUUGUCGGUUUCGCAAUUCUCACCUGGGACAAGAUACCUCGUAUUAGAUGCUGGCGGUGGAACAAUAGACACAACAGUACAUGAAGUCGAAGCUGACCGUAGGGUAAAAGAAAUACAUGCUGCAACUGGGGGAGGAUGGGGUGGUAUCAUGGUUGACAAGGAAUUCGAAAUGCUAAAUCGAUGUUGUGAACCGCUUGGUGCCUCGUCAACCAUUCUUAAAGGAGCGCUUGUUUAUGGACACAAUCCAAAAUCUGUGUCGGAGCGUAUUCUCAGAUGCACUUAUGGUGUAAAAACAACCAACGCGUUUGAAAGUGGUAAACACCCGGAGAGCAAGCGUAAAGCGUAUGAUAUAGGAGACCGUUGUGAGGAUAUCUUUAAAGUGCACGUUGAAAAGAACCAAGUUGUCUGCGUCGGCGAAGCACAGAUGAGAAACUCGUACUUUCCUCUUAACCGGGGUCAAACAUACAUAGAAUUUCCUAUAUAUGCUUCGGAAGGAAAAAGUCCAAAAUAUACUGACGAAUCCGGCUGUAUUCAUCUUGGCAAUGUUAAAAUAGAUAUACCAAGAUCAAGCGCAGAUCCUACCUCUCGUAAAGUGUGGGUUUCAAUGACAUUCAGUGGCACGGAAAUAAUUAUUAAUGCGGAAGAUGAGGAAUCGGGUAAAAAAGUGAAGGCAUGUCUAAACUUCCUUGGUUGA
Molecule: messenger RNA, 825 nt
Organism: Mercenaria mercenaria
Lineage: Eukaryota; Metazoa; Mollusca; Bivalvia; Venerida; Veneridae
Product: heat shock 70 kDa protein 12A-like
Exons: 4
Coding region: 1-825 (274 amino acids)
Source: RefSeq, a predicted model, not a curated record